UCGUAGUGUUAGUGAUCGCAACCAUCGCAUCGCAGCGCGGGGUUCGCCCGUGCGAAUGGAUACGUAAAAUGGCGAGGUGCAGUUGUUAUUUACUCUCGCCGAACGCAUCCAAGUGAGAGAAAAUCGAAGGGAAAACGAGUCAAAGUGCUGAGUACGGUCACUGACUCGAAUUUGUUACGGCGUGUUUAUACAACACAACUCGUGCGAAUGCUCGUUGUACCGCAUAAAUACUAGCAGAUUCCUCUACAGACAUGAUAUUGAUGGAUUGAUCUAAAUCAAUGUAUUAGCACAAUCCAAUUUUGGUCUUUAUUAAUUGAAAAAGGAUCAUAUUUGCUAACACCUAAGUUUUGAAUAAUAUGGAUACACAUUAUUAUAAUGUUGUGCAUAAUGCCAGUGGUACUUUCACAUUAGAAGAAGUACCAAGAAUCUGUACUGCAGACGGCCAACAUAUUCAGUUUGUUGUUGAGGAUGUUAGUGAUAGCAGUAAUGGUUCACAACGGCUUGUGACUUAUACUACUGCACCACAAAACAGGCAGGCAAUAUUAACCCCGCAAACUAUUAAUUUAGGGAAUCAAAUAUCUACGACGCGAUUGGAACAAGGACAAAAUGUCUAUAUAAUCAAAACAAAUGAUUUAUCUGAAACCCAGGAGAUACUAAAACAAGAAGUAUUAAAUACCGUGAAUGCACAUAUUGUUAAUGAAAAUAUUGUGAGCAUUGCAAGUAAUACUGGUAUUAAGGCAGAAUGUAAAAAUGAAGGGCAGUCAGUGCAGUUUAUGAAAAUACCAAACGCUAAUACUUCCACAGUAGCGAAGCAAAAUGCAUUGUUAGAAAAAAAUCAAACUGCCAUUUUAACUAAAAGUAAUAUACAAAAUAAUAUCACACCGCCUUUUUAUGUAAAUUCUGAAUCAUAUCCAUGUCAGAUGGAAAAAAAAUUAAGUAUUAAACCUUGUCAGAUUAAAAGUCGACAAUUAACAAAUAACGUUGUGGGUAUUGUAUCUCAAACUCCAGGAAUAAAGGUAGUAACUACGAUGGAAAACCGGAUUCAAAAUUCUAAUACAACUGGUCCUAAAUCUACGCUAUCUGUCUGUAAAACUAUCGGUUCACAAAGACAUCUUGUGGCUGUGAGACCUGUUCGUACUCCUAAUUCGAAUAUUUCGCACGUGCGACCUGUGGCAAUAGUUCCUCCUGAAAUUUCUAAAACACCAACGAGAAUGCAACCUCCGGAUAUGGAGCAUUUAAAUGAGCAAAUCAAGCAAGCCAAAAUUAAACAGUUAAAACUACAACUCGAGAAACAAGGAUUUUUUCAAAAUAACACACGACAACUCUCUCAUACUUUGCAGCAUAUUCAUUCCUCGUCGCAUAAUCCCCCGCGUCAAUUUAUAAGUUCUACGCAACAAAGAACGCAACAGAUUUCAAUCUCUACACAACAAGUACCGAAACCAUCUGUAGUAAUGUCAGUCUCUUCAUCAGCUGAACAUAAUACACCCGUUACUAAUACUGAUAUGGAAGUCAAUCCUUCGGAACUUGUUCAAGAGAAAGGGCAUGGUACACAACAGUCUUCUUCACCACGAUUAGAACAUGAAAGCAGUUCAAGUGAAAGCAUCGCUUACCUUAAAAACACAAUUAAUGAUCCAGCAAAUGCCGUAGUUCAGCAACAAAUUCAAGGAAAUACGGCAAAAAUGUUAGUAAUGUUAGCCACAGGAGAACAGAGACUAAUCACGUUCGACAUACCGAACGAGGACUGCACUGUACACGACCUAUUGGAUCAGGUGAAUAUUCCAUUCCCUCAUGAAACACAAGUUUCCCUGGUGGAUGAUCCCGCACUGGGUAUAAACUACAUAGUGGAGCCAAGAGAUUCCGGGGUGCUGUCAACAUCCUUCGAGGGUACUGAUGGCGAUUGUAACACUACUCAGGAAAUUGUGAGCUCCACUGCAAAAAUUGAAAAUUUAUCCCAAAGUAACAAUGCAUCGGAUGAAAAUAGUAACACCUCUUCACAAACUAUUGAGGAACCUAUUUUGGUCAAAGGAAUGCUUGCUCUCUGUCCACACUGCGGAUACAGUUCACUAUUCUUCAACCGAUGUGAACGAUGUAAUACAAAAAUAAAAAUUGAUGGAGUCAAAUCGAUACCCAUAGCAGAAAGGAAGGAGGCUGGGAUGUCUGUCGAUAUGUUUUAUAAGAAGAACAACGAACGAAAUGCUACGAAAUCAGAGAAAAUAGAACGAGAUGGUCCCAAGCGGUCCAAGGGAAAAGCUAAAGGUACAGCUUCCAAACCAAAGCCUAUUCAUAAAGAGCCAGAAUGUUUGACAAUAUCUUCUGAUGAAGAGGAAGAAGGUAGACCUAAAAAAACUGGAAGCAUUAAUAAUAACGCAGUAGUAGGAAACGCAAGUAACACAUUUAAUGAAGAGGACACUAUUGUGGAUAAGGAACCAAUAAUUACAAAUACUUCUGCUUUUAAUUUAUAUGACGAUGUUAUGGACAAUGAAGAAAAUAGUAAAGAAAUAUAUGAAAAUCAGAACUUUUUGGAUGUUGGGCAACUACCACAAACUGCUCUAGAAUGUCGAACAGUCAGAAUAGGUUCUUAUAAAUAUAUUCCUCGGGAAAAAGUAGUGAUUUCCCAAAGUGGUGUAAGAUUUAGCGUACCAUUGUUAGAAGAUGAUGCAAGUUUUGUUACUUUUGACGUGAAGUAUAAAGAUAUAGUUAAACUUUUAAUUCAUUUUGGAAAGACAAUGCCAGUACUAUUCUUUUAUACAUCUGUAAAUACAGGAGCCAUGAUACGUGAAUUAUUAGGAAUGCAAGAUCCAAAGGGGCCAUAUUAUGACCCUGCUGGGAAAGAUCACACACAUAAACGUAUUACAUUAUUACCAGAUAAGUUACCGGAUGAUUCAAAGGUGAUAUUAACAAGCUUAUUCUCACGAGGAGAUAAAAUAGACGAAUUAAGUCCUAAAGAAGCUAACGAUAUACUUAUACGGGCAUCACCAAGAGAUUGUUUACAAUCACAUAAUACUACACGGAAACAGAGUCAAAACGUAGCAAAUACUACUGCUGUUAGUGAUGACAUACAAACAAUAACUGUAUAUCCACCACCUCCUGCAAAAGGAGGAAUAGCUAUCAACACUGAAGAUUACUUAUGUCUUGCGGAAGAUCAAUUCUUGAAUGAUGUCAUUAUAGAUUUUUAUUUAAAGUAUUUGACCUUAGAGGUAUUAUCAGAAUCUGAUCAACAUAGAACUCACGUGUUUAGUUCGUAUUUUUACAAACGUUUAACUAGUCCACAUGCCCAAGCUGCCGAAAGCACCGUGCCAAUGACGCCUGCCGCCAAACGGCACGCGAGAGUACAGAAGUGGACGAAAAAUGUCAAUAUAUUUGAAAAAGAUUUUGUCAUAAUUCCCAUAAACGAACACGCACAUUGGUUCUUGGCUAUUAUUUGCUUUCCUGGGUUAGUUGGAAAAGUAUCCACCUGUACUGCAAAAACUAGCGAAAACUAUGUUAAUAAGACUCCACAAAAAAGUAAAAAAAUAAAAGAAUUAAAAGCAAAAGCUGUCACAAUUGGCUCUACAACAAUCACUCCUGUACCAACGACCAUAACGAUAGACCAGUUAGAUGAUGAUGGAUCUGAGAGAGACGAAGCAGAAGGCGACGAUGAUGAAAUGGAAACGGACAGUGACGAAGAGGACGAGAUAGAUCAAUCAGAAAAAGAUAAAAUCCAAAUUAAUGUUAAGCUCGAAGAGCAGAAGGAAACUGUCAGGAAUCCCUGUAUAUUGAUAUUCGAUUCGCUUGCUGGUGCUAGUAGAUCACGAGUGGUCGCUACGUUAAGAGAUUAUUUAAGUUGUGAACAUGUUGCCAAACUUGGUGUAGAAAAGACGUUCUCGAAAGAUACUAUUAAAGGAGCGUGUCCAAAAGUACCCCAGCAAUCAAAUUUUACUGAUUGCGGAUUAUAUGUUUUACAAUAUGUGGAAAGUUUUUUUAAGGAUCCUGUUAAAGAUUAUACUUUGCCAAUUAAAACCUUGAAAACAUGGUUUGAGGAAAUUGUUGUAACGAGAAAAAGGGAAGAAUUAUCGAACUUAUUAAUUAAAUUGAUGAAUACUAAAGGGGGUAAAACUAUUAACUUACCUACUGUAAAUUUCCCUACGCAAGAUGGCAAGUUAAAACCGAAGGUUGAAAAUCAGACAGAUGUAAAGACUGCGAAGUCGGAAUCUGAGAAUAAUAAAAGAAGAUCUACGAGUGAUGCAGAUACACGAAUGGUCACAUUUGUGACAGAAAAUAAUGAAUCAGCUAACGAGGUCGUUAGUAGAACUUAUCAGAUCAUUCCUUAUUCAUUGAGUUCUAAUUCAUCUGAGAGUAAUUCUUCGGAUAUGUUAACGGAACAAAAAAUGACUAGGAUAAUGCCUGGAUCAAUAGACUUGAUAGUGUCUACAGCGUACAUUGGAGUCACGAUUUGGAUAGCGUAUUGGCUAAGACUAUAUGCAUUAUUUUAUCUUGAUUCUUAUCCCCUUACAAGAGCUUUGGUUUUUGAAUUCAUAGCUACAGCAGAACUUUGCGGGGCAUGUUUCGAGCUCAUUAUAAUUGCGGACAAUUGGGGAGUAUGGAUGUACGCGCUUUAUUUGUUUCUACUAACAAUCUGGUGGUCGAUAAACUGGUAUGAAGCUUCUGCGUGUCCUUAUACACACAUGGAGGAUGUAGUAAUACGUAAAAAGCCCCUGAUUGUCGCAUUUUUAUUAAUAUGUGCGGAAUUGGCCGGCGGUCUUCUUAUAUUUAAGUACAUUCAAAUAUUGUGGGCGUUACAAUUUGCUUCUACGCACAAGAAUAGAGCCUAUGGCGAUUGUACUACAGAUUUGCAGGUGUCCGCUAUAACUGGAGCGCUUGUGGAAUGCAUUGCAACGUGCAUGUGCAGAGUGGUGUCUCGCGUGCUGGGUGACCUGAACCCGAGGUUUAGCACGAUCAUCGAUGCCUUCGUGGGGACAUCUUUAGUAGUUGCAGCUUUCAAUUACACCGGCGGUUACUUUAAUCCUGCACUGGCAACUUCUUUAAAAUAUGGUUGUCUAGGAACCUCAUCCAUGGAGCAUGUGAUAGUUUAUUGGAUUGGAGCAUGCAUCGGGUCUAUCGCCUCUUUGCACGUAUACCGUAUGUCGUUUGUACAAAAUUUCAUUCAAGUACAGGAAAGUACAAAUGCCAUUUAUUAGAGAAAAAAUUCGGUAAAAUUAUUUUCAAGAGAAUUUAUAAAUGUUUGUGUUAUAAUUAUAAUCAUCAGUACCUCUUUAAUAUUGCAUAAAAGUCUAACAAUGUACAAAAUUGCGUGCCAAAAUUAAACGAUAGUUUUAUACAUUCCCAUUGUCGUGUAAAUAAUUAUGAACUUGUUCGCAGUUCUGAUUACACUUCGGAGACAAAAAAUGUUCUAAAAUUG
Messenger RNA from Trachymyrmex septentrionalis, 5398 nucleotides. RefSeq lists its product as uncharacterized. Gene Ontology annotation, molecular function: SUMO-specific endopeptidase activity. Gene Ontology annotation, cellular component: nucleus; cytoplasm. The record is from RefSeq and is a predicted model, not a curated record. Gene Ontology annotation, biological process: protein desumoylation. The transcript is spliced from 23 exons. NCBI's taxonomy places the organism in Eukaryota, Metazoa, Arthropoda, Insecta, Hymenoptera, Formicidae. The coding region runs from base 357 to 5177 and encodes 1606 amino acids.